AUGUAUCUAAAGCAGAGGUUAUACGGGCUGAAGAUGCAGGAGGGGACCGAUUUAGGGCAACAUGUGAAUAUCUUCAAUCAGGUCGUCACGGAUUUGGCUUCACUCGAAGUCAAGAUUGAAGAUGAAGACAAGAUGAUGAUUUUACUGUGUUCGUUACCUCCUUCUUACGAACAUAUGGGUAACCAGGAUCGUGGAAGAAGACAUGUGCGGGAUAAUUCAGGAAAUUGGAAUUUCAGAUCCAAGUCGCGGGACAAAUCGAAAGGGAGGAAAACUGUGACGUGUUAUAAGUGCAAGGAACAAGGGCAUUUUAAAUGGGAUUGCCCAAAGUGGAAGAAACAGACUGCUGAUAUGUCAUCCAAGUCUGCGAAUGUGGUACAGAAUGAGGAAUCUGAUUGCAGUGAUGGAGAUAUGUUGUCUAUUUCGACUGCGCAAAAUGGUUUCAUUCCCAAGGCUGAUGAGGAUAGGGAAACCAUUAAGAUUGUGAAGGGUGCCUUGACUGUGAUGAAGGGGAGGAUCACUGCAGGGAAUAUUUACAAACUGUUGGAAACAGUUCUUGAUAAGGGAGAGAGUUCGAGUUCUGCACCUGAUGAUGUUGAUCAUGAUGUUUCUGGCCCAACUGAUGUGCCAGAGAGCUACAAGUUAGCUCGGGAUAGAGUGAGGCGUACCAAUAUACAAGCUCCGAUUGGCUACAAGCGUUGUGAGUUCGAUUGUUGUGUUUACACUAAGAGCCUUGGUGAUGGUUCUAUGAUUUUUCUGUUACUUUAUGUUGAUGACAUGCUUAUUGCUGCCAAGAAUAUGCGUGAUAUUGUUGAUCUGAAAAGCCUUUUGAGUCAGGAAUUUGAGAUGAAGGAUUUGGGGGCUGCGAAAAAGAUUCUUGGGAUGGAGAUUCACAGGGAUAGAGGAUCACAGAAGUUGUGGUUAUCUCUGAAGGGUUAUGUGGAGAAGGUGCUACAGAGGUUUGCGAUGAAUGAAGCAAAACCGGUGAGCACUCCAUUAGCAAACCACUUCAAGCUUUCUGUUGAUCAGUGCCCCAAGUCGGACAAGGAGACUCUGGAUAUGGUAGAGAUACCUUAUGCCAGUGCUGUUGGAUGUCUGAUGUAUGCCAUGGAAUGUACUCGUCCUGAUUUAGCUCAUGCUGUUGGUCAAGUUUGCAAGUAUAUGUCAAGGCCGGGUAAACAACAUUGGGAGGCAGUCAAAUGGAUUUUCAGAUAUUUGAAAGGUACUGCGGGACAUGGUAUUGUGUUUAGAGAUCAGCGGUUGGAUUUUUUGGUUGUAGGAUAUGUGGAUUCUGAUUAUGCUGGGGACUUGGAUAAUAGGAGAUCUACCACUGGGUAUGUAUUCACUUUUGAGAUGACGGGAGGAUCAAAAUUCGAGGUCUCGAAAUUUGAUGGUCAUGGCAAUUUCGGAUUAUGGCAGACGAGAGAACGGGCGGCCGGGACGAUUCGGUUGUGCCUUGCAGAUGAAGUUAUGUAUCACGUUAUGCAUCUCAAAUCGGCGGAUGAUAUCUGGAAGAAACUGGAAUCGCAGUUCAUGUCAAAAACCCUAACGACAAAAUUGUAUCUAAAGCAGAGGUUAUACGGGCUGAAGAUGCAGGAGGGGAACGAUUUAGGGCAACAUGUGAAUAUCUUCAAUCAGGUUGUCACGGAUUUGGCUUCACUCAAAGUCAAGAUGGAAGAUGAAGACAAGGCGAUGAUUUUACUGUGUUCGUUACCUUCUUCUUACGAACAUAUGGUGACUACCCUUACAUAUGGGAAAGAAAUGAUCAAGACUGAGGAGAUUACUUCCGCGUUGUUGGCUCACAACCAGCGGAAACAGAAAUCUGGAGAGUCAUCUUCUCAAAGUGACAGCUUAUAUGUGAAGGGUAACCAGGAUCGUGGAAGAAGACAGGUGCGGGAUAAUUCAGGAAAUCGGAAUUUCAGAUCCAAGUCGCGGGACAAAUCGAAAGGGAGGACAACUAUGACGUGUUAUAAGUGCAAGGAACAAUGGCAUUUUAAACGGGAUUGCCCAAAGUGGCAGAAAGAGACUGCUGAUAUGUCAUCCAAGCUGCAAAUGUGGUACAUAAUGAGGAAUCUGAUUGCAGUGAUGGAGAUAUGUUGUCUAUUUCGACUACGCAGCAACUCGGGUUCUGUUUUUCUUGGUGAUGAUAGAUGCUGCGGUAUUGUCGGCAUUGGAGAUGUCAAAAUCAGGAUAAAUGGUUUCAUUCCCAAGGCUGAUGAGGAUAGGCAAACCAUUAAGAUUGUGAAGGGUACCUUGACUGUGAUGAAGGGGAGGAUCACUGCAGGGAAUAUUUACAAACUGUUGGGAACAGUUCUUGAUAAGGGAGAGAGUUCGAGUUCUGCACCUGAUGAUGUUGAUCAUGAUGUUUCUGGCCCAAGUGAUGUGCCAGAGAGCUACAAGUUAGCUCGGGAUAGAGUGAGGCGUACCAAUAUACAAGCUCCGGAAUUUGAGAUGAAGGAUUUGGGGGCUGCGAAGAAGAUUCUUGGGAUGGAGAUUCACAGGGAUAGAGGAUCAAAGAAGUUGUGGUUAUCUCAGAAGGGUUAUGUGGAGAAGGUGCUACAGAGGUUUGGGAUGAAUGAAGCAAACCCAGUGAGCACUCCAUUAGCAAACCACUUCAAGCUUUCUGUUGAUCAGUGCCCCAAGUCGGACAAGGAGACUCAGGAUAUUGUGGAGAUACCAUAUGCCAGUGCUGUUGGAUGUCUGAUGUAUGCCAUAGUAUGUACUCGUCCUGAUUUAGCUCAUGCUGUUGGUCAAGUUGGCAAGUAUAUGUCAAGGCCGGGUAAACAGCAUUGGGAGUCAGUCAAAUGGAUUUUCAGAUAUUUGAAAGGUACUGCGGGACAUGGUAUUGUGUUUGGAGAUCAGCGGUUGGAUCCUUUGGUUGUAGGAUAUGUGGAUUCUGAUUAUGCUGGGGACUUGGAUAAUAGGAGAUCUACCACUGGUAGCGCGCCAACCCUCCCCGCAUGCGAGUCAGCGUACCGCAACGCACGACAGCUUGCGCCGACUCUCCACUCGUCAGCCAUGUCGUCGUCCUCGACGGAACUACUGCCACCUACUUCAGCCGAUACCGUCAGCCCGUCCAGAGCUCACGGCGCGAGCUCCGAUGUUGACGGACACAGAAACACCAGCCGUCCACAGAUCGCCAUCCGCCUCCGCCUUCAGCCAACAUUCCGCCGCCGCCUCAGCCGUUAG
Molecule: messenger RNA, 3186 nt
Organism: Striga hermonthica
Lineage: Eukaryota; Viridiplantae; Streptophyta; Magnoliopsida; Lamiales; Orobanchaceae
Source: the annotation of a GenBank genome assembly